Molecule: messenger RNA, 3312 nt
Organism: Hemicordylus capensis (graceful crag lizard)
Lineage: Eukaryota; Metazoa; Chordata; Lepidosauria; Squamata; Cordylidae
Gene: EXTL2
Product: exostosin like glycosyltransferase 2
Exons: 5
Coding region: 277-1272 (331 amino acids)
Cellular component (GO): membrane
Molecular function (GO): glycosyltransferase activity
Source: RefSeq, a predicted model, not a curated record
AGGAAGUACAAGGCAACAAAAGGGGAAGGGAUAGCGGAGCUGCUAGUUCCUAAACCGGCCCUUCUUGCGUUCCGCUCACGUUGCCAUGGGUGUUUUCAUUUGCAGAUGAAUAUAGAGUGGUGCGGAUUUGUAGUACAGUUCUACGUCGGCUCGAUUCUAUUGAAGCCGCCGUUUAUGCUGAUUCUAUAAAACCGUACUGGGCCCAUUGAUGCAGAGCUAACGGUUAUCCAAAACAGAAUUCUUUGGCAUACUAACAAAAGAGCUUUGAGUGCAGGAAUGAGGUUUUACCAGACCUGCAAGCUACCUGGAAGAAUUAUGGGGAUCCGGCUACUUCACUUCUCUUCUGUAGUGAUUCUUUUGUUACUCCUGGUGGCAGGUGCAUUAACUGCUUUGCUGCCUAAUAUCAAGGAAGACAAAAUGCUCAGUUUGAGAAGGGAAAGAAAAUCCCAAGGCCAGUUUUCUUUGGAUUCGUUUACUCUCAUUAUGCAAACAUACAAUAGGACUGAUUUGCUCUUGAAGCUUUUAAAUCAUUAUCAAGCCAUCCCCCAUUUGCACAAAGUGAUUGUCGUAUGGAAUAACGUUGGGGAGAAGGCACCAGAAGAAACAUGGAAUUCCCUGGGACCUCACCCUGUCCCAGUUGUUUUCAAAGUGCAAACUGUGAAUCGCAUGAGGAACAGACUUCAGGUUUUCCCUGAGCUGGAAACAAAAGCUGUUUUAAUGAUGGAUGAUGAUACCCUAGUUAGUGCCUAUGACCUAGUUUUCGCUUUCUCCAUUUGGCAGCAAUUUCCAGAUCAAAUAGUAGGAUUUGUUCCUCGAAAGCACAUUCCCAGCUCUUCGGAUAUAUAUAGCUAUGGAAGCUUUGAACUGCAGAGCCCUGGUAUUGGAAAUGGCGACCAAUACUCGAUGGUUCUAAUAGGAGCAGCCUUCUUCAACAGUGAAUACCUAGAAUUCUUUCAAAAACAACCUGAAGCUGUGCACGCGAUGAUAGAUGAGACUCAAAAUUGUGAUGAUAUUGCCAUGAAUUUCUUAGUGGCCAAACAUACUGGAAAGCCUUCGGGCCUGUUUGUGAAGCCAGUAGACAUCAGGAAUUUAGAAAAAGAAAGUAGUAGUGGCUAUUCUGGAAUGUGGCAUCGGGCAGAACACUUGCUCCAGAGAUCUUACUGCCUUAAUAAAUUGGUUAAUAUCUAUGGCACCAUGCCCUUAAAAUACUCUAACAUGAUGAUUUCUCAGUUUGGUUUCCCGAACUAUGCUAAUCAUAAGAAUAAAAUGUAAGAAUGCACUACAAAGAAAAGCUUCAACAUGCUUCCCAGCAAGUAAAAAUGGCAAGCUAAGUAGAGAAGUAAAUAUCGAAGGGAUCUGUGUAGGCUCCACAUUACUUGGAGCUUGUCUCUGCAAAGGCUCUUUGGAGAUGUGAGAUCAGAGUGAAGCGUUCCACCUCUGUGCUCAGCAUGCAACAGCUUUUUCAGUUGGCUUUAUCAUGUUAUCCCCAUUUCCGUGUAGCAAAUACGAAACCACUUGCAUGAGACAGUGUCCCACAAAUGCAGGUGCAUUCACAUGAUCAGUGCUGCUAAUAAGUCUACAACAAAAGGUUGCAAGCCCACCACAAUGUUUACUGGCCCAACUGUCCAUAUAUCUAAUCUAUGUUAGUCAUUUGUGAUCUAAAAGAACAGAAGAACCAGUUUUUACUAAGUCUCCAUGGUUGGUAUUGUAAAGUCAGUUCUUAACUCAUCCCAGAGAACCUGGCAAGUACUAUAGUUGUUUACAAGUCUGCACAUGACACUUCAUUCAUAUAGUACAAAUUGCUCUCCAAUUCCAUCCAUAGGUGUGUGGAAUGAAUAUUUUUUUCCAGGGAACCUUUUCCUGUUUAGCUUUCACUUGCAGGAAAAACUGUUCUUCAUCCUGCAAAAUAACAAGCAACUAUUUUAACCAUGUUUAACAAGGCCAAAUAUUCAAAGUAAAUACACACAUAGUUUGGCUUGUGCACAUGUGAGGAAUUUGCCCUUCCCUUCCUUGAAUAUAUAUCUUGAGGUGGUUUUAUGGCACUUCUCAGACCAAGGGCUACAGGGAAUUGUCUGCCAAGUUUUCUGAUUCUGGCAUAACUAUAAAACUUCUCCAAGUUUGUAUAACUUGUUCUUUCCUUUCUGUUCUUCAGUCUGAAGUGUCCCUGUGUCUCCAGUCAAAGUGAGUGAUUAGGUCUAAAAUGCAGUUUCAACCUUUGUUCUUGUUACAAAAGUCUAUGAAGCUUGUCACACCAGGCUUCUUAGGGAUCCUUGCAUGGAAAACGUAAAGCAAGACAUGGAGAAAGCAACUUUCAAGUGAUAGUGGAAGCAGGGCAGAAAAACUUCCAUUGUCUCUUUCUUCUGAGUAUUCAAGGGCUGCAGCCCUGUAUCCAGUUAUGCAUUCCCUAUUGAAGCAAAGGUCUGGAAUCCAGAGAGCUCUACUGUGCACAUUCCACACCUCCAUAGCCAGGAUCUGUGCAUGUGUGGAUUUUCAUAGCAACAGCCCCAUUCUGAAAAUAUACAAGCCACAUUUUGAUCUCCCCUCGGUUUGAAUGCGAUUUGCUGUUCAGAGGGGAUCUGUUGGAGCACGAAUUUAAAUGGAAACAUCUAGCUAUGUAGGUAUGGUUCUCUUGGCUUAACCAGCAGGAUUAAGCAUACAUAAUUCUGGAGGACUGAAGCCUGUGUCUGCCAUGUAUCCGCUACACUGACAACAAAGUUCAGAAUAUUAAACUGUGAGUUAAUGUCUAGAUCUGGCUUGCAAAACGUGCAUCCCCAGGAAAUAUGCUACACAUCAGCCAUGCAGGCUGCAAAAACAAGGACUUGAAUCAAGUAUCUGGCAGGCGACAUUCAACCUAGAGUUCAACCGUACUUCUUUAUUUGGCAUCAUGAAUGUGCAUUUGUUCAGCUUCAUUCAGAUAUCUGAAAUCAGUGGCCAAUUGCCACUUUCAGGGGAAAAAAUAUUAAUUAUUUAAUUUAUUAGAAUUGGAGCUUUGCUACCCUGUAUGUUAAGGUGCCAUAUUUCCUACUUAUAUUCAUUUGACUAAACUUUUAUGUCUGAAUUUUGUAUUUCUGUUCCUGAAAUUCCUGAAUUCUGUUCAAGAAAUGAAUCAAAUGUGUUAUGUUGAAAAUAUAAUAGUGGCAAGUGCCGAUGUCUGCCUAGUUCAGUUGUGUGAUUCAGAAUGUCCCCCCCUCCCCCGGUUUGUUUAGUUCUUGUUUGGUUUUUGCUCUUUGAUAUCACUAUGCCGUGUGGUGUGUUUUCUUCAUCAUUUUCAAACAGAAAAGCUAAUAAAGAUAUACGAUUAUGACAAUUAAA